GAUCGCAUUGAGAACAUCUGCAAGAAUAUCAAUCGGAAAAUUUGAUUUCUACAACUAAAUAAAUCAGGACUAAAUAUUUGUUAAAAACAAUGAAAUUAUCAAUAACACAGACGUUGCUGUUGAGUUUAUUAUUUAUUUUAAGUUUUACUAUACAAAAUGUAGAAAGUGCUAAAAUUUUAGCAGUUUUUCCAUUUCCCGGUCCCUCACAAUAUAUUUUAGUGCAACCGUAUUUAAAAGCUUUAGCUGCCAAAGGUCAUGAGGUGACCGUGAUCAAUGCGUUUCCUCAAAAGCAACCGAUUGCUAACUAUCGAGAUGUGCUGGUAAUGGAAGUGCAUGAGAAUUAUGCGGAGUUGAUUGAACAAGGCAAGAUUAAGCGCAACAAAUGGGAUGCGAUGACAUUUUUGGCUGGAUUUUUUCUAAAUCUUACAGAAACUGUCAUAAAAAAUCCCGGAGUACAGAAACUACUAAACACUGAAAAAUUCGAUCUUAUUAUAUUAGAAGUUCUUCACACAGAUGCUUGGUAUGCAUUUGGCAGACAUUUUAAAGCACCUAUGAUUGGGAUCUCCUCUUUCGGCAUAGAUCCUGUUAUUGAUGAGUUAAUGGGCAACAUGUCGCCACUUUCAUAUUCACCUUUAAUAACAGCUGGCUUAACGGAACGCAUGACAUAUCUGGAACGUUUAAAAAAUGUAAUUUUAUCAUUCAUGGAAUUGAUACAUGUAAGAGUUCGUCUCAUACCUGCACAAAAGAAACUUAUUAAAACCUAUCUGCCUCACAUUAAAGAUGAUAUAUGGGAUUUGAGCACAAAUUUCUCCAUAAUGUUGCUGAAUAAUCAUUUUAGCUUGAGCUUUCCACGACCAUAUGUACCCAGUAUGGUGGAAGUGGGAGGUUUUCAAAUACAUUACAAACCCAAGCCUUUGCCCCAAGACAUUAUGAAAUUCCUGAAUUCCUCCUCGGAAGAUGUCAUAUACUUGUCCAUGGGAUCUAAUGUGAAAUCAAAGGAUUUUCCUCCAGAGAAACUGAAAAUGCUAACUGAGGUUUUCGGCUCAUUGCCUUACAAAAUUUUGUGGAAAUUUGAAAACCCUACUUUACCGGGGAAACCAAAGAACGUCUUUAUUAAUUCCUGGUUUCCUCAACCCGAUGUGCUGGCUCAUCCUCGUGUUAAACUUUUCAUUUCACAUGGCGGCCUGCUGAGCACCUCUGAGUCGGUAUACCAUGGUAAACCCAUGUUGGGUCUACCCGUGUUCUACGAUCAACAAAUGAAUAUCAAAAAAGGCAUACAAUCAGGUUUUGCUUUGGGUCUCAAUUUUCAUACACUUCCCCGUGAAGAGUUUAAGUCUAGCAUUUUGGAAAUGAUGAAUAAUCAAAAAUAUAUUAAUAAUGCUAAAACUAUAUCGAACAUUUAUCACGAUCAACCUAUGAAACCAUUGGAUUUGGCCAUCUAUUGGACGGAAUAUGUUUUGAGGCAUAAAGGUGCAGUACAUUUGAAAAAUCCUGCUCAAUCCAUGAAUUUUAUACAAAAACACAGCAUAGAUACGGUGGGAGUUUUAGUUGCUGCAUUUAUAUUGUGUAUUACAAUAGUGAUUAUUGCUGUAUGGAAAGUAUUUAAAUUUGUGUUAGGGAAGAAGUCGAUAAAGAAAGUGAAAGUUAAUUGAAUGAACUUAAUAAAACUUAACAAUAUGGAAAAGUGCGUUUUUAUACGCACUUUGAAAAACCAAUUAAUAAGUUAAAAGUUUACGGGUUAUUCUUUGGUUUAUGACCACUGUGAUAUUUUGAUUUUAUUUUCCAGCUGGGUUUUUUUCAGCCUAUUGGGGUUCAUAUCAGAAUGUCUGCUUCUUUUGACAGUAAUAAUACAAACUGUGUUGAUUCAUUAGAUUUUAAUAAAGUAUUUUUUUUAUGGAUAACUUA
Molecule: messenger RNA, 1905 nt
Organism: Calliphora vicina (urban bluebottle blowfly)
Lineage: Eukaryota; Metazoa; Arthropoda; Insecta; Diptera; Calliphoridae
Product: UDP-glycosyltransferase UGT5-like
Exons: 2
Coding region: 90-1652 (520 amino acids)
Molecular function (GO): UDP-glycosyltransferase activity
Source: RefSeq, a predicted model, not a curated record